CCCUAAAAUCCCACUACCUUGCAUCAAGAUUGCAAUUUUCCCUUCUCAGUGUUCUUUCACAUUUCUUGUCUGUUCUUCACAAGUAUCUUGAGACAUAUUCAGGAUGGGUAAUAACCUCAUUUCUCAGAAAGCUUGACUGACUUUGCCGAAGGUCAAAGGCAUGGUGGACAACUGAACUGGGAUGAGGACUGGGUCUUCUGACUCUGGCUUAAUAUUCUUCCCACUCUACCCCCAUGCCAGCCUUUUGUAUUGUGCCCAGGGAUAUGUUGAUGCUUACCAAUUCCUCUUGCAGAUAUCCUUCCUCCUUAUCAUUUGUCUGAUCAACCACAGGUCAAGAUCAGUCAAUCAAACUGGGGGUUACAGCUGCUAAGUUGCCUUUUGUCCUCACUUAUAUUUUUCAAGCCCCUUGCAUGCUUCUCCCCUCCAUAGGUUACAGCACUGAGAAUGCGUAAUGCAGUCCCUACUCCUGAGGGGGUUUAUAAUCCAGAGGCUGCAAACUUAAAAUGCCUCCAGGGACCAGGUGCCAUUGGUGGCAUGCCCAAGCCCAAAACUGGAAGAAGAAUAAAUUACAAGCAGUCAAGUCUGCCUCCUUUUGAGCCCAGGACUUGCUAGUGAGCUGAGAGAGCUCUCCGGUCCCAGUCCAGCCAAGCACCAUGGAGAGAAUCAGCUCCUUCUUCAGCGCUAUCUGGGAUACCAUCUCGACCAAGCACCAAGAGGGCUUAUUCAACACCAUCUGCCUGGGGGUCCUCCUGGGGCUGCCAGUAUUGGUGAUUAUCACGCUCCUCUUCAUCUGCUGCCAUUGCUGCUGGAGCCGACAGGGCAAGAGUGGCCAACAGCCAGAGCGAAACAAGAGGAAGAAGAAGAAGAAGAAGGAUGAAGAGGACCUCUGGAUCUCUGCUCAGCCCAAGCUUCUCCAGAUGGAGAAGAGGCCGUCACUGCCUGUCUAGUUAGGCAGGAAGUAGAGGUGUCCCCUCUCUGGGGCUAAGCCUCUUCCAGCCACACACAGACUAAGAAGCAGGAAUCCCUGAAGUGGCACACUCAUGUGCACAGAGUAACUACUCAACAAGGAACAAACCUCAGACUCAGUGUCCUGGUUUAGGGCACUCCCAGGGAGCACAUGGAUGAUUCUUGGGCGCUGUCUGGGCAGCUGUGUGUCCAAUAGCGGUGCUCUCACUGCAGACCCAGGCACCUUCCACCUAUCUCUGGCAUACCCCAUAUGCAAAAGCACAAAGAACAUUUAUCCAGACAUCUUCAUAUGGCUCCCAAGUGUGCACACCGCUCACACCACACACACACAUACACACACAAAUUCAGGCAACAGGUACAUGGGCAAGUACAUUCUGUUCAUCAAAUGGUCACUGGAUGUGUACUUUGUGAGAGGAAGUAUAUUAUCUACAGUUGCAAAAAUAUCUCAUGGGAAGGCCUGGCCAGAUUCAAGCAUGUGUAUGUACAAUUACACAACCAGAUAAGGCCUUGUGCACUGCCUGUUCCUUACACCACUCAGGUUAGAGAUGUGUGCUUUCCUGUGUCUAUCUCGACAUAACCUUUUACUGGAAAUACUCGUAAUUGGACGUUCCAGCAAACUGGUACAUCCCACACCCCUGUGUAUGUUGAUACGGACACACCAAGUUCCUGUGCUUCUGACCCCUCACCUGUGCUGAAACAUUUAAAGUGUGAUGGAUCAAAAUUCCUUGAAACCUCUUUUCUCAUAACUCAUGACAAGGUCCUCAUUACCACUGAUAGGUGUUCAAUCUGGUCCAAGACCUCUCUUUGAGAUGCUACCCCCAGAAGCACUCAGCAAGGUGCCCUUCUCCAAGUAAAAACAAACAGCUCUUGGUAGUGACUGCUAGAAAGCUGUGGAAACCCACUCAUUCACUUCAGUGUCCUGCAAUGUUGUACCUGUGCAAUGUGCAUUUCACAGAUGAAAAGGAUAAGAAGAUGCUCACUUGAGCUGGGUAUCGCCUAUGUAACCGGAGGUUUCCAGCAUGGAAGGAAUUAAGACAAUCACCUGUACAGUCUCACAGAAGGCACACCGGAAAUGAUUUCACAAGGCUGUAAUGGGUGCAGGGUAUGUUGCAGAAGGGAUGCAGAAGUAACAGAGUUUAAAUGAAAAUAGGAUGGAACUAUAACAAGGUUUAUUAACAUUUAUCUUGAAGCUCAGGCAAAUGCCUUGCACACAGUAGGUACUCAUAACUGUCUGUGGUUGCCGUUGGAUAUGUGAUGAUAUUAAGGGUAAACUCAUACCUCAUCAGUUCUCCCCAAGUGACCUUCUCUUCUAAGUAAGCCUGCUAACUGCUGCAAUGGUUGAGAUGAAGUUGAAUGCUGCAAGAGAGUACGCGGAGAACCAACGGUCAAGGGGACACGUGUGCCCUCGAUACAUGAGGACAUGGAAACUAGAUCCAAAGUGAGUUGAGAAGAGCUUCUCCCCACUGGGCUGAGGUUGGGAGGCAGAGUUAAUCCAUUUGUAGGAUGAACUGGUUGGUAUUUUGAUUGUAUUGCGACCAUAUUACAGAGAUGGAAAAUUCUCAACUUGGGAUCAGGGUGUGCUCUAAAAUUUCAUUUGCAAAUCUACUGGGAAGCUCUCCUGAAAUAUUUCCCCAGGGAAGCUGUUCUAAACAGUGGCAAAAUCACUGUCUAAUUAAUAUUGUAGCUAAACUAUUAUAUUUAUAGUAGUAAGAACCAAAAUUUUAUAAGAUUGUGUUAAUGGAAAAGUGUAGCUUAUUUGUUCACAUGGGCUCACCUGGUACUCACCUGCCCUCCAGGUGUACUGUAGGCCUGUGAAGAGUGGGCGUCUAGUGGUGACUCUUGUGCCAGGGUUGUGUGACAGGUGACCCUGUGAACCAUAAUUCAGACCUGCACACAUUUUACAGCCAGUCAUAUUCACCCUGUGUGGCCAUAAACUGCCUGGGCACUCAGCCCCCCCUGCCCCCGCCACUCAUAACCCCCUUUAAUUUUCUGAUUCUCUGUUCCCUUGUCACGUGGAGAGCUUGUCACGGAGCCUCUGGCUGUCCCCUUCAUGUCGCACAAUGACCGGCUGCCCCACCACGUCUCCUGCUGCCCACCAGGACGAGCUACCCUUGUCUCCACCUCUCCAUCCUCCUAAACUGGAUGACAUGGGGAGACGUGGAGGCUGACAUCAGCUGUCAUCUCAGCGACAGGUGUCAGAUGUGAUCUAGGAGAGUGGACCACCAGGAUCAGGGACCAUACAAGUAACAUGGUUUCCAUGACAACUGGUUGUUCCUUUGAAUUAAGACAGCAGUCUGUCAUCAUUGCCACCGCAAGGCCCCGUCUCCAGGCACAGCGCCCCUGCUGCCUCCCAGUGUGGACUUGCCUAAGCUGCAGGCACAGAACACCCUGAGCUCACUUCUCAGUUGCUCCCACAGCCUAGGACCCAGAAGACCCCAACCCCGGAUGGGGCCUGCUGUGCCCUACCCCAGCCUCCCCUGACGACCUUUACUGGAGCACCUAGAACAGUGCCAGGCGCACAGUAGGCCCUCAAAUCUCUGUUGAUUAAAAGGACCCUGAGGCAAUUGCUGGUGCCACUCUCUUUUUCCCACUUUGUUCUCAUCUUUUUCUCUGUGUUCUUUGCUUCUCUUACUCCCUCUCCUCCCUGGACCAUAGUGCUUGUCCCUUUAUUCUUCUCCAUUUUCACUCCUUCCCAGCUUCUGUCCCAGAACUACCACUGGCAACCGGUGGGACCUCAGGGCUGCAGCCUGCUUAACUCAUCUGGGGAGGUUUUUCUUCAAGAAUAUGCUUCCCAGACCAGCACAGGCUUGGGGAGGAGGCCCCCCCAGGCCCGGACUUCCGAGCAGCUUGCGCCAGACUGGCCGACACUAGGAGGAGGUCUCCCCCAUGCCCAGCGGGGGCCACAUUCUUAUUCCAUGGGGGAGGAGAGGGGAAGAUGUAGAGAAAGGGGCAUCUCCUCUUCAAGACUGUAAAUGGUCCAGGCUGUAUAGUAUUUGUCAGUAUUUUUUUUUUUUUUGUAAAAUCCAAA
Molecule: messenger RNA, 3994 nt
Organism: Lemur catta (Ring-tailed lemur)
Lineage: Eukaryota; Metazoa; Chordata; Mammalia; Primates; Lemuridae
Product: KIAA0040 ortholog
Exons: 2
Coding region: 654-947 (97 amino acids)
Source: RefSeq, a predicted model, not a curated record